GACCCAGUCGGUCGCGGGGCCUCAGACUCUCUGGAGUCGCGGUCAUGGCCCGCCGAGCCCGCGGGUCCGCGCGCGCGCUGCUCGCCGCCCUGCUGGCGCCCGUGCUGGUGGCGCUGCUCGUGGCGCCGGCGCGGGGCCGGGACGGCCGGGAUCACGGGGACUGGGCCGCCGCCGAGCUGCUGCCACCGCUGCCGCCCCGCGAGGACGCGGCGCGCGUGGCCCGCUUCGUGACGCACGUCUGCGACUGGGGCGCACUGGCCACCCUGUCCACGGACCCGGCGGUGCGCGGCUGGGCCUUCGCCGACGUCCUGUCGCUCAGCGACGGGCCCCCGGGCGCGGGCAGCGGCGUGCCCUACUUCUACCUGAGCCCGCUGCAGCAGUCGGUGGGCAACCUGCAGGAGAAUCCACAUGCUACGCUGACCAUGUCUUUGGCACAGACUAACUUCUGCAGGAAGCAGGGAUUUGAUCCCCAAAGUCCCCUCUGUGCUCACAUAAUACUGUCGGGAACUGUUACCAAGGUGAACCAAACGGAAACGGGUUUUGCCAAGCAUUCCCUGUUUGUCCGGCAUCCUGAGAUGAAAACCUGGCCGUCCAGCCAUAAUUGGUUCUUUGCCAAGUUGAACAUAACCAACAUCUGGGUCCUGGACUACUUUGGUGGACCAAAAAUAGUGACACCUGAAGAAUAUUAUAAUGUCACAUUUCAGUGAAGCAGAAUAUGGCAUCGUUACCACCACCCUGGAGGCUGCUUAGGAUGGCUCAUGCAGACCCGAAGGGCUUAGUAUCUCUCUGUAGAAUAUUUCCCAGAUCGGCUUGUUGGCUUUGCUUGCUUGCUUGUUUACAAAAUAGAGUCGCACUAUUCCUGGAUUUCUUGGAA
Molecule: messenger RNA, 874 nt
Organism: Mirounga angustirostris (Northern elephant seal)
Lineage: Eukaryota; Metazoa; Chordata; Mammalia; Carnivora; Phocidae
Gene: CREG1
Product: cellular repressor of E1A stimulated genes 1
Exons: 4
Coding region: 45-707 (220 amino acids)
Source: RefSeq, a predicted model, not a curated record